Molecule: messenger RNA, 975 nt
Organism: Pieris napi
Lineage: Eukaryota; Metazoa; Arthropoda; Insecta; Lepidoptera; Pieridae
Product: cytochrome P450 6j1-like
Exons: 5
Coding region: 239-934 (231 amino acids)
Molecular function (GO): oxidoreductase activity, acting on paired donors, with incorporation or reduction of molecular oxygen; monooxygenase activity; iron ion binding
Source: RefSeq, a predicted model, not a curated record
CCUGCUGUACAAGAAUUUAGCAUAAUUCAUAUUACCGCUUUAAUAUAUGUGUAGCACGGAUGUUGUACCCUUGGGAUCGCGUUGUACAAAAACAUAACAAUGAAGUUCGAAAUGCUGUGAGUACGUACUUGCAUUUUAUUAUAACUAUUAUUUCAGGCUUAAGUUCUUUUCUGCAUAUGGGACGAGUUACCUGAAGAAUCUUUAUAAAAAAUUGGUUCAGAACCGUAAAGAGAGAGACAUGAUAGAUACAGACAUUAUAAGCCAUUUCAUGAAGUUACAAGAGAAUGAGAAGUCAACUAAAGAUCCUGUACGUUUUGAGGAGCUAAUGACAUCUCAACUGGGUACCCUCAUUCAAGCAGCCAUGUUGAAUGGACCAGUAACACUUUGUCAUUGCUUGCACGAGUUGGCUUAUCAUACAGAAGUGCAGGACAGACUCCGUAAAGAAGUAAAACAAGGCUUUCGAGAAAAAGAUAUUCUAGACUAUGACAGCAUUAAUGAUAUGAAGCUUCUCAACGCAAUUUUAACUGAAACCUUGCGGAAAUAUCCGACUGUAUCCUUUCUAGACAGGAUAACUACAAGAAAGUAUACACUUAAGGAAAACCUUAGUCUAGAUGAAGGUACGCCUGUCUUUGUCAAUCUCCCUGCACUUCAUCAUGAUGAGACACUGUUCCCUGAACCCAUGAAGUGGUGUCCAGAUAGAUUUUUGGGCGCCAAUACAUUUGAUAACCGCGACUAUUCUUUUUUGCCGUUCGGAGCUGGACCUCGGUCAUGUAUGGGAAAACGUUUCGGCUUGCUACAGAUGAAGAUCGCGUUGGCUCAUAUCAUUCAGAAAUACAGACUUGAGCCAGAUGUGCCCUACAUACAAGAAUCAGACCCGUACAGCAUAGUGUUGGCCCCCAAAAGUGGCGGAAGUGUUAAAUUCAUACCAAUGUAACCUUAAACAUACUUGCUUUUAAUAAAUGGAUUAAAUAUAAA